AUGUCUGAACCAUUGAAGAGGUCUUCCAGACCGGGUACUCCGCAUAGGCUGUCGUCUCGUUCAUCUCUUUUGUCGUCGUCUUCCCCAAGAGGUGGGAACCAUUAUGACAUAGACCCAAACAAAACUCCGUUGGAUGAAGUUCUUUGCUCCAACACAGGCCAGGGUGAAACGUCUUCCAGUCUUUUAAGCGAGCUAAACGACUCUUUGACUACAUUGGAUGCUAAUAUGACAAAGGUCAACAGCGUUCACGAGUCUUUGACCAACUUCAAUGAGAGCUUUUCAGCGUUUCUCUACGGGUUAAGUAUGAAUGCUUGGUGCGUAGAGUACUCAGAGGCCCCAACUAAAGAAAAUUUUGAAAACAGGUCCAAAUUAAACAAUUUGAAAGCCAAAAUAAAAGAGACAGAGCAAAUUCUAGAGCAGUACAGCAGAAAGAGGAAAGACACAGCAAAAAUUACAAAGCCAGCAAAAUAUGCAAAACAAUCCAAUCCUAAACCUUCAACAACGUUGAGUAUACCGCAACCAACUCCAGCUAAACAGCAAGUUAGUAGCACUGACUCUUCAUUUGAAAUAGAGGAAGAAACUGAACGGUCGUCAAGAAUUGGGGCGAUUGGGAAGUCCCGCAUACCGUAUAAAAGCGACAGCAAAAGAAGUAUGAUGAGGCUAAAGUCUUUGCCUCCAAGAAGACCUCCAUUCCGAUAA
This is a messenger RNA of Komagataella phaffii GS115, 699 nucleotides long. RefSeq lists its product as hypothetical. The coding region runs from base 1 to 699 and encodes 232 amino acids. The record is from RefSeq and is a predicted model, not a curated record. Gene Ontology annotation, biological process: mitotic sister chromatid biorientation. The transcript has a single exon. NCBI's taxonomy places the organism in Eukaryota, Fungi, Ascomycota, Pichiomycetes, Pichiales, Pichiaceae. Gene Ontology annotation, cellular component: mitotic spindle; DASH complex; mitotic spindle polar microtubule.